AUGCCUAGAAAAAAUAAGAGAUAAAAUACAAAAAAUAAAUCAGAAAAAAAUCUAGAACAAAAUGAAUAAGAAGAGCAAAUAGAAUCAGCUAAAGAUAUUGAUAAAAAUAUAUAGGGUUAAGAAAUUUAAGAAGAAAAAAGUAGUAAUUUUAUUAUAUUUCAGAUUAAAGUAAUGAUUAGGUUCAAUAAUAAAUAGUGCAAGUUUCAAAUAAUGAAUAAACACAAGAAUAAGUUGAAAAUAAUAUUAAAUAAGAAUAAAAGGAUAACUAAGAAUAAAUUGAUAAUUCUAAUUAAGCAACAAUACAACAAGAUAAUAAUGAGCACAACUAGUUUAACAAUAUUUAACAAUAAUAAUAAUAGAAUUGCAUAACCUAAACAUAAGAAUAGACAAUCCAUACAUAAGAAGAAGUUUAAUAACAUUAAGAAUAAGAAUAGAUAAAUUAAGAAGAGACUUAAGAUAACAAAUCUACAACUUUAAUUCAAUAGACAAUAGAAGAUAAUUAGUAAUCAUAAGAGGAAAAAGUAGAACUUAUUAAUACUGGAACUUCUAAUUUAUAAGUAGACAAUGUUACAAAUCAAUAAGUUUAAUAAGAAAAUUCAAUUCAUGGAUAAAAUAAAAAUGAUCUAUCCUAAUAAUUUGAAGAACCCAAAUUUCAAAGUCAACCUGCACAUGAUUCUGUUAAUGAAGAUAUAUCAAAACCUUCUUCAAAACCUAUAUUCUAAAGUGCAAAAUAAUAAAAAGAUGUUGAAUUACCUUAAGAGACUUCAAUCUAGGAACCUGUGAAGGAAGUUGAUGUCGUUAAUAUUUAAUAAAAUGAAGUUGUUAUAAAUGCUUAAACUCCUAUUAUUGUGGAAAAAUAAAAUGAUUCAGUUAUGAUUGAAGGUGCUCCAUAGACUUAUUUGAAAAAAUAAAAUGAUGAAGUCAUUUUAGAGAGAGUCUAAGAAUAAAAAAUGGAAAAUUAAGAUUAAUAAACUAAUAUUGAAAUCUAGCCAAAAAUACAUAUUGAAUAACAUUAAUAAAUUUAAGUAGAGAAAUAACCAUAAACUGAAUAAGAAGUAAUUAUACAAAGAACAGAAAAUCAAAACUAAGUUGAAACUUAAAAUAAUUAAAUAGAAAUUGUAACAGAAGAAAGUACAAAAGUGUAAACAGAGAUGGUUAAUUAAGAUGUUUACAUAUAAGAAAUGCCAGCUGUUUAAUUGAAACCUCAAUAAGAAGUUGAAAACGAAGAAAUCAAUUUGAUAUCAUAAAAUUUAGAAACAUAAAUAGAGAAAUCUCCUUAAAUUGAAAUUCCAAUUAAUUCAUAAACUACAACUCUUCUUGAACAUCCUGUUGUUAAUUUAGAGGUUAAUCAAUUCAUUCAUCAAGUACAACCUAGUCCAGAUGUUAAUACAGUUUAAACUUAAUAAACACAUUCUAUUGAAAAUAAGCCAUAAGCAAUUAUUGAGUAAUAAAAAUAGGCUUAAUUAACUGUGACAGCUCCUUAAACAGAAACUCAAGUUAAUAAGAUCGAAUCUAAUUCAGAACCUUAAUAAAUUUAAAAAGUGGAAUCCUAGCAAUAAUAAACAUAAUUAGUUCAAGAAGAUGUGAAAGUCCAGGUUUAAUAAUAAGAGGUUAUUGAACAAAAACAAGAACUAUAAAUUGAAUAAAAUACUAAUCUUGAAGGAGCAAGUCAAAAUGACACUGUUGUUAAAGUUGAAGAACAUCCAAUAGAUUAGAGUAAUAAUUUAUAAAUCUAAUAAUAAUAAUAAUAAUAAUAAUAAUAAUAAUAAUAAGUUCCUAAAUCUGCUUAAAAUCAAACUUAAUAAAUUGAAGAUUAACAACCAUUAUUACCAUAAAAUGAUGGCGAAUAAUAAGGAUUAAAUAGAUCUCAUCAAAAUACUAAUCCACCAACUUCAUAAAUAAUGACAUAAAUGCCUCAAGAAAUAAGUGCAUUAGGUUUAUCUGUUGCUGCAGCUGCUGGUGCUUCUUAAUUUAUUUUAAAAAAUGGAAUAAAAUCAAAAGAAGGUUUAUUUGCAGCUUUGGCAGGUUCAGCUAUCUUGUAUGCAGGAUAUAGAUUGUUUAAAUCAAAGAGUUAAUAAAAUUAAAAAUAAGAUUGAGUUAUAUUAAUAAAUAAUAAUAAAG
Paramecium primaurelia is the source of this 2121-nucleotide messenger RNA. NCBI's taxonomy places the organism in Eukaryota, Ciliophora, Oligohymenophorea, Peniculida, Parameciidae. The record is from the annotation of a GenBank genome assembly.